This is a messenger RNA of Dermacentor andersoni, 3067 nucleotides long. RefSeq lists its product as uncharacterized. Gene Ontology annotation, molecular function: DNA-binding transcription factor activity, RNA polymerase II-specific; RNA polymerase II cis-regulatory region sequence-specific DNA binding. Gene Ontology annotation, biological process: regulation of transcription by RNA polymerase II; DNA repair. Lineage: Eukaryota; Metazoa; Arthropoda; Arachnida; Ixodida; Ixodidae. The record is from RefSeq and is a predicted model, not a curated record.
AUAUAAGAAGGAAGAAGAAGCAUGUGCUUGCUGCGGUAAAGCUGGGUAAACUAUGGAGCAUGUUUUAUUACAAAGUGAAGACGUCUACCCAGCGGUCGAUUUACGAACCACUGGCCUCCUUGAAGCCCUUGGGUUCAGCGGGAGCAGUGGAAAAGUAAACAUGUCCGCAAUAGACAUUAGUAAGAGGCGAUUGGAGGAUUGGUGGAAGAAAAGUAGGGAAACGACAAAAGACGGAGACGUACAAAAGCACAGUUCGCAAUAGGGGAUCAGAAAAUUUGGACGUGGUAGUUCAUAGUGUUUUUUUCUUUUUUCAUUGUUUAACCUAGGUAGGAUAUUAAGCAGCAUAGUAGCAAGAGAUUGGUGGCGCGACCCACCGCCCCGUUUCAAAGAGGACGCUCAUAACAUCCAUCCACCCAUCCAUCCAUCCAUAGACGGUGGCGCCAGAUUUCCCUCUAGGUGUAUAGUAAUUCGAUGUUUUUUGAUACCGGAUUUGGUGUGUGCUGCUGGUGGUUUCUGCAAUUUCCAAGACCAGUGCUCCCUACCUCGUGUGCAGCAUGACAAGCCAUUGAAGCAUUCCAGCUGUCCAGCAAAUGCAGAUGGUGCAGUUACAUGAAGGAUACCACCCCGCUGUAACUCCUGUGUCUAUGAGAUGGAUAAACUGUGACCUGAAAUGCUCACCAGGAUCCAUGCCGGCCAGCGUGUGUUUGAAUUCCAUUUGUGCCUUUGGAACUGUUCAUGAACGUUCAAGCUGAAGCAACACCUGUACACUCACAAAGCCAGAAGGCCAUUUCAGUGCCCUCGGAGAUUUUUACAAAACGUUAACCUAAAGCAACAUCUGUGCAUCAACAGAAGAGAAAUGCCAUUUCAUUGCUAUUUAUGCCCUCAGAGCUUCUCACGAAUGAGUGCUCUCAAGGACCACUUGUGCACCCACACAGGUGAGAAGCCAUUUCAGUGCCCUUCAUGCCGUCAAAGUUUCUCACAAAAGAUUCAUCUGAACCGGCACUUGCGCACCCACACAGGCGAGAGGCCGUUUCAGUGCGCUUUGUGUCCUCUAAGCUUCUCACGAAAGGAUACUCUGAACUCGCAUCUGCGCACCCACACAGGCGAGAAGCCAUUUCAGUGCCCUUCAUGCCCUCAGAGCUUCUCACAAAAGCGUACUCUGAACCACCACCUGCGCACCCACACAGGCGAGAAUCCAUUUCAAUGCCCUUCAUGCCUUCAGAGCUUCUCACAGAAGAGUGAUCUGAACCGACACCUGCACACCCACACAAGCGAGAAUCCAUUUCGAUGCCCUUUAUGCCUGCAGAGCUUCUCACAGAAGAGUGAUCUGAACCAACACCUGCACACCCACGCAAGCGAAAAGCCAUUUCAGUGCCCUUUGUGCUCUCAGAGAUUAUCACAGAAGAGUGAGCUGAACCAGCACCUGCGCACGCACACAGGCGAGAAGCCAUUUCAAUGCCCUUGGUGCCCUCAGAGCUUCUCACAUAAGAGUACUCUGAACCAACACCUACGCCGCCACACAGGCGAGAAGCCAUUUCAGUGCCCUUCAUGCCCUCAGAGGUUCUCACAUAAGUGUACUCUGAACCGACACCUACAAACCCACACCGGAGAGAAACCAUUUAAGUGCCCUUUAUGCCCUCAGAGAUUUUCACAGAAUUAUCUGAACCGGCACCUGCGCACCCACACAGGCGAGAAGCCAUUUCAAUGCCCUUCGUGCCCUCAGAGAUUCUUACAAAAGAGUGGUCUGAAACAACACCUACGCACCCACACAGGCGAGAAGCCAUUUCAAUGCCCUUCGUGCCCUCAGAGAUUCUCAUGUAAGCGUGUUCUGAACCGACACCUGCAUGCCCACACAGGAGAAGCCGUUUCAGUGCCCUUUAUGCCCUCAAAGCUUCUCACACGAGUCGAUAUGGAAGGUUCACCUGCAGUUCCACUAAUGUGAGAGGCUGUUUCAGAGCCGUUCCUGUCCUGAGAACUUCUUGUGGAAGUCUAUUAAACCAACAGCCACGCAUCCAUACAGGUGGGCGGCCAUUAGUGCCCUGCACGCCCCCAUCAAUCCUCAAAAGUCCUUACUGAAGGAUCACGUGUGCAUCCACUCGGCAAGAGGCCAUGUCAGUGCUCUUCAUAUACUCGGAGGUACUAAGUUUGCACUGAACUUCACUUCCACUAUUGUGAGAGGCAGAUUCAGGGCCCUUCAUGUCCUGAGAACUUGUCAUGGAAGUCUGCACUGAACCGACGCCUGCUCGUCCACACAAAGUCCGUGGUGAAGGAUCACCUGUGUAUCCAUCAGGGAGACGCCACGUCAGGGCUCUUCAUGGCCUCGGAGUUACUUGCAGAAGUUCGCACUGAACUGACACAUGCACAACCCACAUACUCGAGAGGUCGUUUCAGUGCCACUUAUACUGUCAAACCGUUGGACACAAAAGCCGCCUCAAUAGGCAUCUUGCCACUACAAGUGCACCUGACACAUGCAAUGCAGCAGCGCUGAGUUGUGUGCACUCCUCAUUGUUCCUUCUUGCUUUUCAUGUUUUCCUUAGUUUUUUUCAUGGAAUCACAGCGUAUGUGUACGCCUGUAGUUCUAUACUAGCAAGAAUCAUUGCAAGUCUUCACUUUUCAUUAUUAUGAUGUUUAAGCUCUUUGUCUUGCAGACAAGUACUUCUUUCUGCAUUCAAGCGUUUAACUGCUCUUUACUAAAUGAGUUGUGUGAGUUCGUUUCAGUGCACUAAAUAGAAUUUGGGAUUGGGUUUUGCUAAUUAUAGAUACCGUAUUUAUUCGCGUAUAACCCGCACCAAAAUGUGAAAAAACGCGUUUAAAAAGUGGGGGUGCGGGUUAUCUGCGAAUUUUUUCCUUGGGAGGGGGGGGGGGGGUCGGCUUCACCGCAAUGUGCGGCGGCCUCCCCGUGUAGUCCGCCAUCCCCAUCGUCAUCGACGCUUGUCAAGCCGAUGAAGGGCCAACGAAAGGCCAGCAUUGUUGAGCCUCGCGUUAGGCGCUGUUUAGUGUACUUACCCCAGUUUGCACUGUUUGCCUGCUUUGUUUUGGCAUCAUGAGUGCGACUCGACGGCAGUGU